AUGGCAGACGCAAUCCCCGUCCAACCGUCUGCGGGACCCGCACGCGGCCGGCGUUCAAUUGUUCCUUCCAAGCCCCCCGGGAGACGUGCAGGGCGGGAUGUGCCGAUUCUCGGCGUCGUGAAUGCGGAGGCAAAGGUAUCGAUGCACGAGCCUGUUAAACGUGCACCAAGGGGACCCCUUCCUAAGACUUUCAGGAGGCUGGUCGCAAGCAGGACGGGGGACAGUUUCCGUGAAGUUGCCACAAUUGUUGAUCUGCCCAUGGACAUGCCUGGCCCUGGCGAGGUUUUGGUCGAGCUCCGGUGGGCGGGUGUGAAUGGAGGCUGUGAGACGUUCCGUGUGAGGGGUGACCAGCUUUUUUACUCCAAUAGAGGCAAAACAAACUUCCCCUUGGGAGCUGAAGGCUCAGGGGUCGUUGCCGCCAUCGGUGAAGGUGUGGACGACCUAGAUAUUGGCCAGCCGGUGGCGACCAACCGCAUCUCAGCAUUUAGCGAGUAUGGCAUCACCCGCAGAGAAUGUUGCACACCAGUGCAGGAGGCAGGCCCAGAGGCAGCCGCGCUCACCCAAUCUGCAGUCACGGCUUGCACGGCUCUUGAGGUACUGUGGGCUCUGUUACUUUAG
Messenger RNA from Ostreobium quekettii, 618 nucleotides. NCBI's taxonomy places the organism in Eukaryota, Viridiplantae, Chlorophyta, Ulvophyceae, Bryopsidales, Ostreobiaceae. The record is from the annotation of a GenBank genome assembly.